GCAGCAGUAAUACUGUCGGAGAGGUCUGGUGGAGUUGUCUGUGACACACGCGUUUUGGUGAGUGACACACGUCUGUGAGAGAAUGUUUGUCACAAAUAUUGGUAUAUCAAACCAAGUUAUCCUACGUCUGAUAUCCCUCUAUCUGAUGAUCCGUAAGUUUACUGUGCUUCACACGUUGUGUGUGAUAGACUUGAAAUGUAUUUAAAAGUAAAAAUUCUUUUCACUUUGGUCGCGAUUUUUCAGAUAGAUUACAUUGUGUUCACAGCCAGACUGAACUCUAUUUUGAGGUAUAGUGCGUAGUUACUCACAUCAGUGAGUAUUCGUAAUAGGUUUCAAAUCAAAUGGACGCUUCUAAGUAGAAAGAGAAAUGACAGUUUUUGAAAAUAGUGCAAAAAAUUGGACCAAAGUAGAAAAAUCUAUAUAUUCUCAAACGGAUGGACGCUCACACGCGAAACUUAUUGAGCAGAUAGCUAAUAAUCGGGACUGUCUAUUCAUACGGAAAUUAUUACUUUAUCUUUUAUAAUCCAGCAGCUAACCCAACUUGAUGAAUAAGAUCGCAAAACUCAAAUAUUCUAAGAAGCAUGAAGCCGAAUGACUGAAACAUAGGACUUAUAUUUGAAGUCUACAAUAGCCAUACAAAGUUUGAAGCAAAAUAAGUUCAUGGAUCAUAGAGAGAGAAAUAUAAGAUAGUUUUGAAGAGUACUGUAAUUAUUGAAAAUGACAACGUUUUUGCAUUUCUUCAUUCCUUUUAGGUGAUAACAAAAGUAAUGGAAGUUUACCAACCAGGAGCCAUUGUAUUACAAUGUGGUGCUGAUUCUCUCACAGGCGAUCGUUUAGGUUGUUUUAAUUUAACAUUGAAAGGACAUGGUAAAUGCUUAGAGUUUAUUAAAAGUUUUAAUUUACCAUUGUUAAUACUCGGAGGCGGUGGUUAUACAAUACGUAAUGUGGCACGUGCAUGGACAUAUGAAACAGCUAUUGCUUUAAAUGAAGAAAUACCUAAUGAAUUACCUUAUAAUGAUUAUUAUGAAUAUUAUGGUCCUGAGUUUAAAUUGCAUAUUAGUCCAUCAAAUAUGCCAAAUCAAAACAGUUCCGACUAUUUGGAUAAAAUUAAAGUUAAAUUAUUUGAUAAUCUUCAUAUACCAGAUGAUGCUAUAGAUAUGGAUUUAUGA
Didymodactylos carnosus is the source of this 1169-nucleotide messenger RNA. The record is from the annotation of a GenBank genome assembly. Lineage: Eukaryota; Metazoa; Rotifera; Eurotatoria; Philodinida; Philodinidae.